Tribolium castaneum (red flour beetle) is the source of this 1200-nucleotide messenger RNA. It is a transcript of the gene Hexim, whose product is annotated as Hexamethylene bisacetamide inducible. The transcript is spliced from 2 exons. The record is from RefSeq and is a predicted model, not a curated record. NCBI's taxonomy places the organism in Eukaryota, Metazoa, Arthropoda, Insecta, Coleoptera, Tenebrionidae. Gene Ontology annotation, biological process: negative regulation of cyclin-dependent protein serine/threonine kinase activity; negative regulation of transcription by RNA polymerase II. Gene Ontology annotation, cellular component: nucleoplasm; cytoplasm; nucleus. Bases 1 to 822 code for a protein of 273 amino acids. Gene Ontology annotation, molecular function: cyclin-dependent protein serine/threonine kinase inhibitor activity; 7SK snRNA binding.
AUGAGUGAAAAAUCGUCGGAAAACGGGCCUGAAAACCCGGAUGGAAAAACGCCUGCAACGCUUCCCCAAGGUGACGUCGUUCAACAGAAAGAUGCGCGCGCACCGACCAGAAACGAACCCAAGCCGAAGUCGCCCGAAUGCGAAAUACCCACCAAGAAGAGAAAAACGAGACGCGGAAAAUCCAAAAGGAGGUACCCGUACCAGAAGAACGGGCGCAAGUCCGCGAAAGUGAUAAAACCAGAAGCCCCCUACAACAGCAACCAGUUCCUGUUGGAGGACCACGGCAACAUCGAGGAGCUGGACGAGAAUUUGAAGAACGCCGACCAACACUCGACAACAUCCCGAACACGGGACUCCAGCUUCAGCGUGGACUCAGAAGGCGAGUUCUACUCGUCUCCGGACGACGAGGAGCAGUUCCUGAUCAAGGACUUUGUCGAUCAGUACGAGAGCGUCCAGGCGGAAAGACUGCAAUCAAUGUCGAAAGACGAACUCAUCCAGGAGUACCUCAUGCUCGAGAGCAAACUGGAGCUGCUGACGAAGCGGCAACGCAAAAGAGAGGUCACCUCCACCAGCUCGUCGGUGGAGCUCCAGAGCGAAGUUGAAAGACUGACGAUCGAAAACGAAGCUUUAAAACGCGAAAACGCCGCGUUGCGUAGUAAGACUUGCAGUUCGGAUUCGGAAGAUUCCGAGACGGAUUCGAACGACUCGUGCUCGAGCACGAGCAGUAGUAGUAGCAGCUGUUGCUCGGCCGAGGCGCCGCCGAGUCCCGUGCUCGACUACUCGCAGACUAAUGGCCAUUCAGCGAGCGUUGAAACCGUCUGAAGUGGGCUUUCAUUUUUGAGUUUUGAGAGUUUUAAUACCAGUGUUGUUUCAUUCCUAAAUUUUAAAGGGCUGUUCUCGAUUCCAGUUUUGUUUUCGUUAGGUGUAGAGACAGUAAGUGUAAAGUGCUUCGAGCAGGUUUUUCGUUUCGUUUUUCGAUUAUUUAUGGACAUGCAUCGCAUCACAAUAGACACUCUUAUACAUUGUCCUCCAUAGUUACUUAGUCGGUUUUUUCUUUCAAAUGUUAUUAGUUCCACAGGUUCGGCCAUUUUUUUGUAUUAUAUCAUUAUUUAUAAAAGAUGUACGUUUUUAUAUUGAAAUUUGUAGAUAAGAAAUCUAGAUUUAAAUUAUUGCAUAAAUAAUAAGUUAAAAUGACGCUUA